Oncorhynchus mykiss (rainbow trout) is the source of this 2526-nucleotide messenger RNA. Its product is annotated as odorant receptor 131-2-like. The record is from RefSeq and is a predicted model, not a curated record. Gene Ontology annotation, biological process: detection of chemical stimulus involved in sensory perception of smell; G protein-coupled receptor signaling pathway. Gene Ontology annotation, molecular function: olfactory receptor activity; odorant binding; G protein-coupled receptor activity. Gene Ontology annotation, cellular component: membrane. NCBI's taxonomy places the organism in Eukaryota, Metazoa, Chordata, Actinopteri, Salmoniformes, Salmonidae.
AUAAAUGUGACCCCUGGUGGUCCUAAUUCGAAAUUAGAUCACAAAGUGAUUAUAUUAUAUAUUAUAUUAGUAUAUUUUGACGUUUAUUAAUCAAGUAAAUUAUUUACUGUAUGUGGUUGCAUAAAUGAGGCUAUAUACUUCUCAGAGUAAUAUGCCUGCCCUGUAUCAGAGCAGCGCGUGUUGAUGAAAAAUGUUAUUGUUUAACAUGACGUUUGAUUAUUUUAGAAAGAGUAUAUAUCUCAAAAGCAGCAUAUAGUAUUCAGUUGAAAUUGGAAACGUACUUCCCUUUGUGAAUGUGGCGAUUGCGCACUGUGCACACUGGUGCGCUUUUUGGGGUUGGAAGACAGACAGGCAGCCAGAGAGACAGCGAGAGAGAUAGAAAGAGAGAGGGGUUUCUCAUACACAAACAUUGCAUUGCAUUGAUGUCUUGGAUGUACUCUGAUUGAGUAGCCUAGUUAAGCGUUUGGGGAAACUAUGAGAAGGCAGAAGCCAUGAAGAAACAACUCCACCAAAUACCCUAAAUACACCAUCAAGGAAUAAUGUCGAUGUAUAACGGGACUGGAGAAACGGGCGGAAAGGACUACACCUAUGUACGGGUUUGUGCGUCGACCAUCGCCUUCAUAACAUUGGCAUUCUUCAACAUCGUCAUUAACUGGACUAUACUGCGCGAGGAUCGACUUCGGGGCCAUGCGCGCUUUGUGUUGGUUUUUCACCUGUUGGUGUCCGCUCUGGUGUACUUCGGAAUGUGUUCUGUUUUCUACCUCCAGAUCUACUUCGACGCCAAGCCGGUGGCAUCCAUAUGUGUGGCCAUGAUAACCGUCCUAAUCACCAGCGCGUCCAAUAUCCUUCUGACUCUCACUGCUAUGUCGCUGGACCGUUAUUUUGCUGUCUGUCAUCCUCUGUGGUACAGUUCUGUCUGGCAAUGGCCUUGGCUAGUUGGGCUACUGACAUGGGGACUCGCACUGGUUAUCCCCCUCACUCUGCUCUCCAAGACAGAGAUGCUCGGCAGUGAUACAAAUGUGGAAUGUGGAAGGGAACAGCUGAAGAAAGGUGGCCUGGAAAAAAUAGUGUUGAUAUCUGUGUGCACGGCGCUCAUUCUGUACAGUUAUGUAAGGAUACUGUUUGAGGGGCGACGGUUGGGAGUGAUGAAUCGACGCAACAUGGUCGGAUGCAAGACCCUCGCCCUGCACGGUACUCAACUCGCCGUAUACAUCCUCCCCAACUUCAUGAACUUUGUGCUAACAGUUCUCCAGAAACAAGGACACAUUCAGCCGGGGACCAAAGAACUGUCUGCGGUGGUUAGUUUCGCGUUCUUCAGCUUGGCGCAGUGCGUCGCACCAAUCGUCUACGGGUUGCGUAAAGAGGAACUCUUGGAGCAGGUGCAUCGCCGAUUCCCUUGUUGUUCCCGCCACCUGAAAACCGUCCUGGGCCCGGUUUCCCAAAAUCAUCUUAAGGCUAAUUUCAUAUUAGAGCCCAAAAGCCGAGGUUCUAACGAUGAAUUUAGCCUUAAGAUGCUUUUGAGAAACCGGGCCCUGGAGUGGACCUGGCGUGCCAUAACGCCUUGUCUGCAUUCCCAGCCAAGUGAAAGAAGACUGACGUUCCAGACACUCAUCUCACUGGAGCCCCCACAGACCCCAGUUUGAGGGGACGCCGGGAGCUAAGAAGCCACCGUUCCAGACACUCAUCUCACUGGAGCCCCCACAGACCCCAGUUUGAGGGGACGCCGGGAGCUAAGAAGCCACCGUUCCAGACACUCAUCUCACUGGAGCCCCCACAGACCCCAGUUUGAGGGGACGCCGGGAGCUAAGAAGCCACCGUUCCAGACACUCAUCUCACUGGAGCCCCCACAGACCCCAGUUUGAGGGGACGCCGGGAGCUAAGAAGCCACCGUUCCAGUAACUUCACUACCCACGAGUACUUCUCCUGUGCUCCAUAGACUGGGCUGAAGACGUUUUGUACCAGACUGAUACUGCCUUUCAGAUGUCAUUGAGACAACGGUGGAUGGGGGGACAUAGCAACCAGACGAAAGGUGUCGCUCUCACUAUAAACAUUUGAGACGAGUCUCCAUUUUUUUUUGCCGAUGAACAUUCAUACAGUACUUGGUUAUCCAGCAUCUGUACAAAGCUGUGAAAGUGCUUCUGUUCUACCCAGGAUGUCGUGACUUUAUAGGUUUGGGGCAUCACUAUGGACAGACCAGCCUCAGACGACCUGUAAUGCAUUAACUGUACUGUGUCAGAGAGGAGUCAAGCAGGAAUUUGACUUGUAUUACAGUACAAGACCACCUGACCAUCAGAAUUGCCUGGAUGUGCAUUGUGCAAUAUAGCCUACUUUGAAAGAGUUGAUUCAUUAAUGAUAAUUGAAGCAGCAAUGUCAGAUUUUUUUGUGUGAGUUAAAGUCAAGACAUCUUUUAUUUGAGAUGAAAAGAUCCAGAUUCAUUCAAACAAGAGCCAAAUUGAACAUUAUUUCUCAUCUUCAUCGCCAUGUGAACCUCAGUGGCAGAUUCUCUGUAAUAAAAGAGCUGAAACU